Molecule: messenger RNA, 3206 nt
Organism: Theobroma cacao (cacao)
Lineage: Eukaryota; Viridiplantae; Streptophyta; Magnoliopsida; Malvales; Malvaceae
Gene: TPS5
Product: trehalose phosphatase/synthase 5
Biological process (GO): trehalose biosynthetic process
Cellular component (GO): cytosol
Molecular function (GO): trehalose-phosphatase activity
Source: RefSeq, a predicted model, not a curated record
CUCAUCACUUAACCACAACAAAACUCACUCAAAGCUUCGAGAAAGGGGGAGAGAAAGAGAGAGAGAGAGAGAGAGAGAGAGAGAGAGAGAGAGAAUCAAAUGCUUUGAACAAAGACAUCCCAUUUGUUGUUUCACACAUAAAGGAAGAAAAAUAAAAGAGAAACAAAAAUUCCAACAAAUGGGAAUUCAUAUAAACUAAAAAGCAAAGCAAAAGGUCCAUCAUUUGAUAUAGGCUACUGCCAGCCUUGGCCACAAAGAGAAAGGAGGAGGAGGAGGAGGAGGAGGAGAAUCUUAUGUUGCUAUCUUAGUUUAUUCUAACCUUCAAAGACUUCUUUCAAUUAGUGCCAAAAAAAAAAAGGAUCAACUUGGUUUUCUGCAAUGGUUUCAAGGUCUUAUUCUAACCUCUUGGACCUUGCUUCUGGUGAUUCCCCAACUUUUGGUCGAGAAAAAAAGAGGUUUCCUCGAGUGGCUACUGUCCCUGGGCUUUUGUCUGAGGUAGAUGAUGAUAACUGCAACAGUGUUGGAUCUGAUGCUCCUUCUUCUGUUUCUCAAGAACGGAUGAUUAUUGUGGGAAACCAGCUUCCACUUCGAUCACAUCGAAAUGCAGAUGAUGGAGAGUGGUGCUUUAGCUGGGAUGAAGAUUCACUUCUUUUGCAGCUAAAAGAUGGGCUUGGAGAAGAUGUAGAUGUAAUCUAUGUAGGUUGUCUUAAAGAGGAGAUCGCCCCUAAUGAACAAGAUGAUGUGGCACAAACAUUGCUUGAAACUUUCAAAUGUGUCCCUGCGUUUCUCCCUCCUGAGCUUUUUACUAAGUUCUAUCAUGGAUUCUGUAAACAACAUCUGUGGCCUUUAUUUCACUACAUGCUUCCUUUAUCACCAGAUCUUGGUGGUCGGUUUGAUCGCUCCCUUUGGCAAGCUUAUGUUUCUGUGAACAAGAUUUUUGCUGACAAAGUAAUGGAAGUGAUCAGCCCUGAUGAUGAUUUUGUGUGGGUUCAUGACUAUCAUUUGAUGGUUUUACCAACAUUUUUGAGGAAGAGGUUUAAUAGGGUGAAGCUUGGAUUCUUCCUCCAUAGUCCAUUUCCAUCGUCUGAAAUAUAUAGGACACUUCCUGUAAGAGAUGAACUUCUAAGAGCACUCCUCAACUCUGACCUCAUUGGUUUUCAUACUUUUGAUUAUGCCAGGCACUUCCUCUCAUGUUGUAGCAGAAUGCUUGGACUGUCUUAUCAAUCAAAGCGUGGCUACAUAGGGCUAGAAUAUUAUGGUCGCACAGUGAGCAUUAAGAUUCUUCCAGUCGGGAUUCACAUAGGACAGCUCCAAUCGGUGCUGAAUCUUCCUGAGACUGAAGCUAAGGUAGCUGAGUUACGCAAUCAAUUUAGGGGUCAAACUGUUUUGCUUGGGGUAGAUGAUAUGGACAUCUUUAAGGGAAUCAGCCUGAAGCUUUUGGCCAUGGAACAAUUGCUCAUGCAACAUCCUGAGAAUACAGGUGAAGUUGUUUUGGUUCAAAUUGCAAAUCCUGCAAGAGGCCGAGGAAGGGAUGUACAGGAGGUCCAAUCUGAAACUUAUGCCACAGUGAAGAGGAUUAAUGAUACGUUUGGAAGACCAGGAUAUGAUCCAGUGGUUUUGAUUGAUAGCAACCUGCAGUUUUAUGAGCGAAUUGCUUAUUAUGUCAUUGCUGAGUGUUGUCUGGUUACAGCAGUGAGGGAUGGGAUGAAUCUUAUACCAUAUGAAUAUAUUAUAUGCCGACAAGGAAAUGAAAAGCUAGAUGAGACCCUAGGGCUAAAUCCAUUGGUACCAAAGAAGAGCAUGCUGGUUGUCUCUGAAUUUAUUGGAUGCUCACCAUCUCUAAGUGGGGCAAUUCGAGUAAAUCCAUGGAACAUUGAUGCUGUGGCUGAAGCUAUGGAUUCUGCAUUAAUUGUCUCUGAGGCAGAAAAGCAGUUGCGGCAUGAGAAGCACUACAGGUAUGUGAGUACACAUGAUGUUGCAUAUUGGGCACGCAGCUUUUUGCAGGAUCUUGAGAGGGCAUGUGGGGAUCAUUUGAGGAGGCGGUGCUGGGGAAUUGGUUUUGGUUUAGGGUUCCGGGUAAUAGCUUUGGAUCCAAAUUUUAGGAAGCUUUCCGUUGAGCAUAUUGUUUCAGCUUAUAAGAGAACCAAGAAUCGAGCAAUUCUUUUGGAUUAUGAUGGCACCUUGAUACGAACUGGUUCAUUAAGUACUACUCCCAAUGCAGAGGCUGUUGUAAUCUUGAACAAUCUGUGCAGAGAUCCCAAGAAUGUUGUUUUCCUUGUUAGUGGAAAAGAUAGAAAGACUCUAACUGAAUGGUUUUCCAGUUGUGAAAAGCUUGGAAUUGCAGCAGAGCAUGGUUAUUUUAUCAGGUCAAAUCGUGAUGCAGAUUGGGAAACUUGUGUCUCUGUGCCAGACUUUGAUUGGAAGCAGAUUGCAGAGCCUGUGAUGAAAUUAUACACUGAAACAACAGAUGGUUCUGCCAUUGAGACUAAAGAGAGUGCUCUUGUGUGGAAUUACCUAUAUGCAGAUCCUGAUUUUGGAUUUUGCCAGGCUAAGGAGCUCUUAGAUCACCUUGAAAGUGUUCUUGCUAAUGAGCCAGUUUCAGUUAAGAGUGGCCAGCACAUUGUAGAAGUUAAACCUCAGGGUGUGAACAAGGGUCUUGUUGCUGAACAUCUCCUCACAACAAUGCAACAAAAAGGAAUGCUUCCGGAUUUUGUUCUUUGUAUCGGGGAUGACCGGUCAGAUGAGGACAUGUUUGAGGUGAUCAUGCGUGCAAGGACCGGCCCCUCUCUCUCCCCAGUUGCUGAGGUGUUUGCUUGCACUGUUGGGCAGAAACCUAGUAAGGCCAAAUACUAUGUGGAAGACAGAACUGAGAUUCUGAGAAUGUUGCAGGGUCUAGCCAAUGCUUCUGAACAGACUGCAAAGAGUACUCCCCAGGCUUCUCAACAAGUGAUUAUUGACAGAGAGUAAUCGGCUUCAGUCUCUUAUCAUCCUACAUGAGGUCAUAUCAAAGUGUACAUUGAAUUUCUCGAUUAGUAAGAUUUUGAAGUCUUGGGAUAGUUGAGUUUUCUAUUAGAGCAUAAAGUAUGGAGCUUCUGGUAUUGCCUAUCAGUCUCAUAAAUGGAGAGUUUUGUCCUGUACUUGUUGCAUUGUACUUGUAGCUUCUAUUGUGAGUAGAUAAUUAUUCGUCCCUUAUGUUUUUUCGCUUC